This is a messenger RNA of Henningerozyma blattae CBS 6284, 1020 nucleotides long. RefSeq names its product peptidylprolyl isomerase family protein CPR8. Lineage: Eukaryota; Fungi; Ascomycota; Saccharomycetes; Saccharomycetales; Saccharomycetaceae. Gene Ontology annotation, biological process: protein peptidyl-prolyl isomerization. Gene Ontology annotation, molecular function: peptidyl-prolyl cis-trans isomerase activity. The transcript has a single exon. Gene Ontology annotation, cellular component: endoplasmic reticulum; fungal-type vacuole. The record is from RefSeq and is a predicted model, not a curated record. Bases 1 to 1020 code for a protein of 339 amino acids.
AUGUUGGCUUACAAUUUAGUGUCAUGGAUACUUAUCUUCUGUGAUUUAGUAUUAUCUGCUCCAACAACCUUAGAUUCAACGGCCAAAGGUUCAUCUGCACAAUUAACUACUGAUGAAACUCGCGUUGACUUCAAUAAAAUAUAUGAACCUUCACCACCUGUAACGUCUCAUUGUUUUUUAACCAUUCGAUAUUUUGAUGAGCUAUUACAGGAAUAUAGAUUGCAUACUAUUACUAUCGCUUUGUAUGGUUCUAUUACACCAAAAACUUUUGGUAAUUUCGAUAAACUAGCUAAAGGUAUUGUUGUCCCAGUUGGUGAUUCUAUACCACCAAAACGUGUGAAAGUUAAAUAUGAAGGUAACAGCAUAAAUAAAAUUAUACCAGGUAAAUCUAUGCUUACGGGUGAUGUCCUCUACGGUAUUGCAAAAUUUUCCACGUUAGGUCCUGCUUGGGAAGAGGAAAAUUUUGUUUUAAGACAUGAUAGGCCAGGUAGAGUUGUUAUGGCUAAUGAAGGUACUCUAGGAACUUUAAAUUCUAAGUUUUAUAUAGAAACAAGCCCUGAGGCACAACCAGAGUUUGAUGAAAAGACUGUUGUAUUUGGGCAAGUUAUUAAUGGUUUACAAGAGCUAAUUAACAUUUCAAAAAAUACUAAAUUAGAUUCUGAAUCCAAGCCUGUCAACCCAAUGAAUAUUGAACAUAUUAUUAUGGCUCCUUUGAUAUUAGGUAAUAUUAAAGAUAAGCAAGUUACUUACUUAGAUAGAGUAGGUAGAUACAGAAAAGGGGAAUUAGAAUUGGGUGAAAGAUUAGCUGAUUUGGAUACUAAUGUUUUAUCAAAAGAAUUCAUCCCAUUAACAGAUGAACAAUCGGCUUUAAGAGCUAAACAAAGAGGUCAGGCACAAUCGACUUCCCAAUUGAAGGAACUAUUGGUAGUUAUCUCUGUCAUUAUAUUUAUUGUGUUAACUUUAAACAAAUACAAACGAGAAAUAUUUGGUAAAAAGGUUGUUUCUAUGAGGAAGUAUUGA